AAUAUUUGUCGGCGCAGGGCUCUGGUUCUAAAUUACAAGAAGAAAUACAAUUUAUUUGAAUUAGUUUUAACAAGUAAUAAAUGCAGAAAAAUGAUUUAAUUUGGACCGUUUAUUCAGUUUGCUGUUAAAAAAGACUGUCAAAUAAUUGAACAAUAAUUAUUCAAAUAAAAAACUUAAAGUGAAACGUUUUAAACAAAAAUCGAUACAGUAGUACAGUAUUUAGUAUAAAUUAAAAAAAUGAAUAUCCAUCCGCCAAGGGGUACACUAGCCAGAGCUAUAUACGCAAAGUUUCACAAUGAUUUUUAUUUGGAUAAAUACGACACUCGAUUGUGGUAUAGUAUUAACACAGACCAUCCAUUUGCUUAUCAUAGCUCAUUUGUGCCCUUAGAAGAACCCGAUGAUAUUACUUUACAAUGGUUGGAGAAAGCUAAAGAUAGUUCUACUAACAUAUGGUUACACUUGUGGCAUGCUUUUGCACGUAUUGCUCUACAACUAUUUAUGACUCAAACGGAUAUUAAUGGUUUUUUGAAAAGAGGUUCAAUGUUUAUUUUAUCGGAACAACAAUUUGCUCUACUGCUAAAGGAGGGUGGCUUCGAUAGUGGACGACACGAAAGGGUACGAUUUGUUGAUAUUGGAGCGGGUGAUGGUGAAAUAUCGGCUGUUCUACUUAAAGCCCUUAAAAUUUCAAAUGCCGAUGUAAUAGUAGAUCCUUUUGCUACAGAAGCUAGCUGGACAAUGCGUGAACGCUUAAAGAAACGUAACUUUAGUGUGCUAGAGCGUUUAGAUGAAGUAAACAAUGUUCAACUGGUGUCAUGUUUAAACGUUUUGGAUCGCUGUAUCGAUCCCAUACAACUUCUUGAAGACAUAUAUAACAUUUUAGCCCCGAAUGGACGUUCUAUUAUAGCUUUAGUACUACCUUACAUGCACUAUGUGGAAUGCAAUUCCUCUCAUAUGCCUAUACGUCCAUUGAUGUCACAUUGGCCCGAUAAAGCCAAACAAUAUUCCUUUGAAUCGGAGGCUGCCAUAUUCUUUCGAGUUUUAGAAAAUAUAGGCUUUCAGGUGGAAUCCUGGACAAAAGCUCCCUAUCUAUGCGAAGGUGACCUAAGACAAUCUUAUUAUUGGUUAAUCGAUUUAGUAGUAGUGGUCUCAAAAAAGUCCUAGCUACAUUUUUAAAAGCAACUGAGUGUGUGUACUAAACGAAUUUAACGCACAACCUAAACAAACCUAAAUACUACAUACAAGUAAAACAAAUCUACAUACUUUAUUUCGAUAUAGAUACUAUUACUAUAAUUCUUAUUAAAUAUAUAGUUAGUUAUAUUUUUAUCUUUAUUAUUUGAUAUUCUUAUAUUGAAUGGCAUUUAAAUGUUACUUAACUGAAUUUACAUACACAUACUUACAAUGAUAAUGAUAAAAGUAAUUAAAUCCUA
Lucilia cuprina (Australian sheep blowfly) is the source of this 1427-nucleotide messenger RNA. RefSeq names its product protein-L-histidine N-pros-methyltransferase. The coding region runs from base 238 to 1161 and encodes 307 amino acids. The transcript is spliced from 4 exons. Gene Ontology annotation, molecular function: protein-L-histidine N-pros-methyltransferase activity. Lineage: Eukaryota; Metazoa; Arthropoda; Insecta; Diptera; Calliphoridae. The record is from RefSeq and is a predicted model, not a curated record.